Molecule: messenger RNA, 1995 nt
Organism: Patiria miniata (bat star)
Lineage: Eukaryota; Metazoa; Echinodermata; Asteroidea; Valvatida; Asterinidae
Product: COA8 family protein CBG23705, mitochondrial-like
Exons: 4
Coding region: 71-670 (199 amino acids)
Biological process (GO): intrinsic apoptotic signaling pathway
Cellular component (GO): mitochondrion
Source: RefSeq, a predicted model, not a curated record
CCAUGUACCAUUUGUGCAUGCAUGCAGUACACACGUACACGCUGACGUCGCGCGCGCAUACGUGUGCGCCAUGCUGCACGUACGGAAGGGGAGAAGUUCUGUUUGUAUUUUUAAAGAAAUAAUAGCUUUUCAUUUCCACCUGAAGCCUAGAUAUCAAUGUAGUCUUGUAGCCCAAUGUCAGCUAUUUUCUUCAGAUUCAACAGCCAGCACUGAAAACGCCCAGGAUGAGUCCAAAGCUCAGGAAUACAGGACAGAGCCACCGCACCACCCGGACCGAGACUGGAUUGGUCCGGUCGACAAGCGGUCCAAUCUUCGGCAAAUCCGCUUCGCUCAGCCACAGGACGAAACGGUCGGGGAAAGGAAACACAGAGAGAUGAGGGAAGAGAUUUACGAGUGGAACCACGCCUUCUGGGCUAAGCACAACCAGAACUUCAUUGAGGCCAAAGAACGUUUUGUUAAAGAAGCACUCGGCACUAAAGGAGUUGGCCUCUUGGAUGAAGAUGGGGCAAAGCGAGUGUUGAGUGCAGAUGAAAUGGCCAAGUUCUACAGGGAAUUCCUACAAGACAACCGGCAUACACUCAAGCUAUACAACCGGGAAUGGUACCGAAGAAAUACCGCCCUCUUGUGGCCGGCAUGCAAGAUUGCUAUUCAGAGACUGUUUAGAAGGUGACCCCAUAUGGAUCAACAGGAAUUUUCUUUCAACAGUAAAUACAAAAACCCUCCAGAUUUUAAUGUUUAAAAAAUGGAUGGGAACCCUUUGAUCGGUCAAAUGGGCAGGCUAUUCAUGAGCCAAGGAGACCACUAGCAAGUAAAUGCAAAACCUUACAAUUAGAGACCAUGGAGCAAAUUGUGGGAUGCUCCUGUUUGCGUCUCAGAAAUGUCUCGUGGGGUGCUGUGGUCCAAUGGUUACGGUGUUCGACUCGUGCCAUGGAACAUGGGUUCGAACCGUGACGGGGAAAGUGGUGCUUGUGUUCUUGUGCAAGGCCCUUUACUACAAUUGUCCUCUCUUUACCCAGGAGUAUAAAUGGGUACCUGUGAAGGUAGAGACCAAAUUGCGCUGAUCUCGAGCUGCUGCAGAAAAGUGGUCUCAUUCCUGAUAAACAGGGAUAAUAAUGGUAAAGCACUUUGACACCUUAGGUAUAAAGUGCUAUAUAAGCACCACAUUAUUAUUGUUAGUAUUAAAAAUGGAAGGCUCCAAUUUUGUAAGGAUGGUUUCGAAUACCAAGUUUUGCAAGAUUCCCAACCGUAUAGUGGAAUUCAAAGUGAAUUUUAACAAAUCCAGAUUUUAGUCCCACCACUAGUUGCAACACUUGAUCAUGUGGAGCAAUGACGUGCAGUCAUGCAUGUAUACUUGUGUUCAUGUACAUGUAUGGUUGCCUGGGACAGGUCAUGGCGUCUGUAUUCAUAAUGAAUAGAUGAGAUCAAGCUAUUUCUUUGAUGAAAAACAAGUUGAUGAAUUGUUGCUGGAUAUCACAUAAUGAGUUGUAAGGAGAUCUUUGCAACUCCUCGUUUUAGAGCACACUCAGAUCCCCAUUUUGAUAUGAAGACCAGGUUGGUCCUUUCCUCGCCUUCCACCGCUGUGACCCAAUAUGUGGAUUGGGUUUCAAAUUUCUAGGGUAGUGCCAUCCUUCGUGGUGACUCCAGGUCAAUUACAAUGGCUGCUUCUGUACAUGUACAACAUUCCAAAGAAGUGCUUACACUGUAUAUUUUGACUUAAAAUGUCAGGGUGUUUUUUUUGGGGGGGGGGCAGAAUGUCUGAAAAAUUACACAAUUGUUUGAGCAAUUUCAGACUUGCAUAUGUAAAAAGGCAACAGGGCUAACAGUUGUACGUAGGUGUCACUGGCUGGGCCCGCUUAAUUAUUUUCAGACUUAAGUAUCGUGGAACUUGCUGAUUUAGAAUGGAUAACAUCAAAACUCCAAUCCUUAACUUAAAAUUGUUCAUUAUAUCCUCUGUGGAGCCUGAAAGAGAGAACGAUAAUUUUAUGAUACCUUUAU